Salvia miltiorrhiza (redroot sage) is the source of this 1325-nucleotide messenger RNA. RefSeq names its product GTP-binding protein YPTM2. The record is from RefSeq and is a predicted model, not a curated record. Gene Ontology annotation, molecular function: GTPase activity; GTP binding. NCBI's taxonomy places the organism in Eukaryota, Viridiplantae, Streptophyta, Magnoliopsida, Lamiales, Lamiaceae. Bases 202 to 843 code for a protein of 213 amino acids. The transcript is spliced from 7 exons.
AUGGCACGCGGCAAGCACUACUAUGGUUGCCACGUCACCCCUACAGUUGCGACAUUGUAGGCUUCCCCCUUUUAACUUGUUCCUCAUUCUCUACUUUCAUCGCUCAAAUUCCCUCUUUAUAGAAUCGUUGCCGGGAAAAUUGAAUUUUACCCUUAAUUCUCACUCUCCGAUCAUCUUCACUAUUCAGCUUUUGCGCCGGCCAUGAAUCCAGAAUACGACUACCUAUUUAAGCUUUUGCUGAUUGGAGAUUCCGGUGUUGGGAAAUCAUGUCUUCUUCUGAGGUUUGCUGAUGACUCGUAUCUUGAGAGUUACAUUAGUACCAUUGGUGUAGACUUCAAAAUCCGCACGGUGGAGCAGGAUGGGAAAACGAUUAAGCUGCAAAUAUGGGAUACUGCUGGACAGGAACGCUUUAGGACAAUUACUAGCAGUUACUACCGCGGUGCUCAUGGCAUCAUUGUAGUUUAUGAUGUGACUGAUCAAGAGAGUUUCAACAAUGUGAAGCAAUGGUUGAAUGAAAUUGAUCGAUAUGCAAGUGACAAUGUUAAUAAGCUUCUUGUUGGAAACAAGUGUGAUCUCACUUCCCAGAAAGUUGUCUCCACUGAGACAGCCCAGGCAUUUGCUGAUGAAAUCGGGAUACCUUUCAUGGAAACAAGUGCUAAGAAUGCUACUAAUGUGGAGCAAGCUUUCAUGGCUAUGUCUGCUUCCAUCAAGAACAGGUACACAUUUUCAUAUCGCACGGAUUGUAUGCAUGGAAACUUUAAGAUGAUCUAUCUAACAUAUCUUUAUCCUACAUUUGCAAUAGACUUUUUGUAUAGAGUUAACAUCCACACUUACGCACACUAGGUGACUCGAACCCCCAACCUAUUGGUUGGAGGAGAAGCGUUUUACCAAUUGUGUUGGUGUUCUUUGUCAACAUGUCGUUAUCCAACUGAUCAUGAAUUCUUAGAAGUACUUCUUUAUCGUACGUGAUAAUCUACUGAAACCCGUCUGGUAUCUACUGCAGGAUGGCGAGUCAACCAGCAAUGAAUAAUGUCCGACCUCCAAGCGUGCAGAUUAGGGGACAACCCGUUAACCAAAAAUCGGGCUGCUGCUCCACCUGAAAUCAUAAGCCGUGCAUUUGGAUGACAUCGAUUUGUCAGUCAGGGCAUGUAAAAUUGGAGCUUCAUUUAGCUAGGGGUUUAAGAAGACUUCAUAAUCAUGGCAUGUUUUAUCUGUGGCGGACAAAUAUCCAAUUCUUUUUAAAUGUAUUUCACUCGAAAAGGAACGUUGUACAAAGUAACAUUAUUGGUCGGAACUAGUGUUACCGCUCUGCGUUCUUGUCGGAA